Molecule: messenger RNA, 2494 nt
Organism: Anoplopoma fimbria (sablefish)
Lineage: Eukaryota; Metazoa; Chordata; Actinopteri; Perciformes; Anoplopomatidae
Gene: kif25
Product: kinesin family member 25
Exons: 15
Coding region: 1-1803 (600 amino acids)
Biological process (GO): microtubule-based movement
Molecular function (GO): microtubule binding; ATP binding; microtubule motor activity
Source: RefSeq, a predicted model, not a curated record
AUGCCUCUCUUUAUAAACCGGGACCAAAUAUUUGCGCAUCAGGUACACCUGCUGGAGCACAAACUGAGGAGUAAAGAGGAGCGAAUAUUGGAACUGGAGACAGAGAAUGCUAUUCUCCAUUUAAGACUUGCCGAGUGUUUGGGGAAACUCCGUCGGAACCACAAAGAGGAGACCCUGAAGCAUCAUCAGCAACAGAAGAAUGUUCAGAAGAUAACCCAGUUGGCACUUGCCAAACUCCUCGCUGAGGUCCAGGCUGUGAAACAGGACUUGAGUGAACUUUUCGCAGUGUAUUUCAGUUUUUCCACUGAGCUGGAGGAGCAGAGCAAGCAGCUGCUGAAAAAAGUAGAGCAAGCCAGCUGUUCUCUGAAUGGUCACCACGGAGACGAGGUCAAGAAUUUGCAAGAUGGUGUUGCAGCUCUGGAGCGCUCUCUGGAGGAGGAGAGGGAGAGGUGCAGAGCUGAGAGGCAGCGAAGGAAAGAACUCCAUAACGCACUGGUGGAGUUGAGAGGGAACAUCAGAGUUCACUGCAGGGUGCGACCAGUUCUACCCUUUGACCACGUCCAGUACUCCACCUCUGGAUCAAGGCCUACGUCAUCAGAAGAAGUGGUCUCUGCAAUCAGUGAUGACACGGUGAUGGUGAAUUGUAUAAAACCAGGGAUGCUGGUGCAAAACAAGAUGUUUGAGUUUGAGAGAGUGCACGGACCAGAGAAUUCACAGGAGGAUGUGUUUCAGGAAGUCAAGCCGCUCCUCACUUCUCUGAUGGACGGCUAUAAUGUGUGUAUCAUGGCGUACGGGCAGACAGGCAGUGGGAAGACUCACACCAUGAUGGGAUCCCAGCUGCUGGAGGAGCACUCAGGCACACAGCAGGAGGCACAGCAGGGAAUCAUCCCCAAGGCUGCUGCUGAGCUCUUUCGGCUGAUCUCUGAAAAGCCAGCAGAGAGCCACACAGUCGAGGUAUCAGUGGUAGAGGUGUAUAACAACGAGGUGCUUGACCUUCUGGCCAAAGAGGCACAGGGCAACGGCGCCGACCAGCGCCGGGACGUCAUCACCACCUCCUCUGGUACCAGCCAGGUCACCUCCCUCACACAUGAGCCUGUCCAUGAUGCCUCUGAGGUGAUGCAGAUCAUCAGCGGCGUUUUAAAGCUCAGGGCUCACUGUCCCACCCUCGUCCACACUGACUCCUCUCGCUCUCACCUCAUUGUCACCCUCACAAUAUCCUCCAAGAGUCCCAACGCUCUGGCUCUGGCCCGCAGGCUGCAGAGUGCCAAGAAGGACAUGCAGCGCUCCCCUCAGAAGGAGUGGUGGAGUCCACGCUGUCGCCGUGCCAACCCUUCUGCCCACCACUCAUCUGAUGAUCAUCUCUUUUUAAGCACACCUUGCUCUCCAUGCCGCUCCCCUUCCCAUUCUCCAUGUCCCUCCCCCAGGCCCAGUAUCUCUCAGGCUCCCUUCAGGACCAAGCUGCAGCUGGUGGACCUUGCAGGGAGCGAGUGUGUCGGUAUGUCUGGAGUUUCGGGUGCAGCUCUGUGGGAGGUGUCCUGUAUAAACCGCAGUCUCUCUGCUCUGUCUGAUGUACUGGGAGCUCUGGCCGAGCAGAGACCACACGUCCCCUACAGGAACAGCAAACUCACUCAUCUGUUACAGGAUGCCAUAGGUGGCGAUGCCAAGCUGCUGGUGAUGCUGUGUGUCUCUCCCACGCAGCACUUCAUCACCGAGUCUCUGCAGUCUCUGGGCUUUGGCGCGCGGGCCCGCCAGGUCCAGAAGGAGAUACCACGAAGGAAGAAUAACACCCUCAAAGUUAAGUGAUGAGACAGAGGAGAGAUUUUAUUGUUUGCAGAUGCUGUGGCAGCAUAGAUCCUGUAACAAUCAUGCCACCUAAACAGAUUUGAGGGUAUAAUUGUUAUUUCAUUAUUCUUGUGUGUUUAACUAGGGAAUAGAUGGGUUUUGCCAGAAUUGUUACAUAUUCUGUCUUUAAAUAGAACUUUAAACCAUGUUUAACCAAUUUACCAUGUCUUAUGUGGCUAUCUGAAGCCACAAAUACUUGUAUGAUGCUUGAAUGCAAAACACAUUAAUGAUGUGAAAAUAACCCUGACAAUUACCAAGGGUGCUAAGUAGUUAUGACUGACAAUGAAAUUACACAAACGUUGGGUAAUGAUAAAUCAAUAUAGUAUGAAAUCACAGUAUUUCGACAUUUUUUCAUGUCCACUGUAGAUGAUGUCAAUAGUCAAUAGUCCUCUAUCACGCAAAAGGCUUUCUGACUGAAGAAGUCUUACAUGUACGCUGCUGUAAAACAUAUCAGUACUUGCAUGCCAUGCCUUCUUUUUUUGUGUUUUGGGUGUAGUUAUAUUUAUGAAGUACUUGUACUCAUGUUUAUGUUAUUUGUAUCUAUAACAUCACCUUUUUUUUGGUGACACAUUAUGAGUCUUUCAAACGCCUUGAUAGAAUAGUCUUAGUAGAAAACGUUGUAAGACUCUUAAAUAAACAGCUGAUAUGCAGA